This is a messenger RNA of Apodemus sylvaticus (European woodmouse), 4851 nucleotides long. It is a transcript of the gene Sbno2, whose product is annotated as strawberry notch homolog 2. Lineage: Eukaryota; Metazoa; Chordata; Mammalia; Rodentia; Muridae. The record is from RefSeq and is a predicted model, not a curated record. Gene Ontology annotation, cellular component: nucleus. Gene Ontology annotation, biological process: regulation of DNA-templated transcription. The transcript has 33 exons. Bases 208 to 4437 code for a protein of 1409 amino acids. Gene Ontology annotation, molecular function: chromatin DNA binding; histone binding.
CGCAGAAGCGGAAGUGCGCGCCGCCGCCAAGAUGGCGGCCAGAACCCGGAAGUGAGCGGCGGCCGCUGAGAGGCUCCGGGAAACUGAGGCGUCGCGGGCUCAGCGACCAGAUCUGAGGAUAUGACACUACAGCUGCUGCUGCCAGCACCACAGAGCAGGCAGCCCAGAUAGCCGCCACCCGAGGGUCGCGGAGCCUCCAGCUGCCUGAUGCUGGCAGUGGGGCCUGCCAUGGACGGGGACGUCCCUGCACAUGAGCUCCCACCCCCUGGAGGUGGCAUCCAGCUACAGAACCGACUCCUGCACUGUCCUUGGUGGGGCAGUUUCUCACCGCCAUUGUACCCCACCUUCUCCAAUGAAAACCAACAGUUUGCGGCUUCCACCCCAUUCCUUGGUGGCCAGGCUUGCCCUGAAACCAGCUACCCCACCACAGCCACCGUCUCCAGCUUCUUCUCCAAGAGCAGCGACUUUCCUCAGCCGCCCCAGCCCUCUGCCUGCUCCUACGGCAUGGUAACAGGGAGAGGCCCGUGCACUCCUGCUCAGUCCGCUUCUCCAGGUGGCAUGGAGCCUCCCCAGGCUCUGAUAGCCUGCUCGGUGACCGGAACAGCACCACAGUCCCCUGUGGGAAUGCCCACCCUGGGCGAGCAGGACCCCUCGUGCCUCGAGGACCUCUCCAAUGCCUCCGUCUUCUCCUCAUCUGUGGACUCCCUGUCAGACAUCCCUGACACACCCGACUUCCCGCAGGCCGAAAGCCUCAGUGAGGUGCCCACCAUCUGGGACGUCAGCACCGCCCCAGCCGCCCAUGACAAGUUGUUCCUACCUGGUGGGCCGUUCCCGACUCUGGAGGACCCGGUGACCUCACUCCCCAGCACUCCGCUUCUCAUCAGCUAUCAGUCACACAGCCAGCCUGAGGAGGAGGAAGGGGAGGAAGAGGAGGAGACUGAAGAACUGGGCCAUGCUGAGACCUAUGCCGACUAUGUGCCGUCCAAGUCCAAGAUUGGAAAGCAGCACCCAGACCGCGUUGUGGAGACCAGUACCCUGUCCAGCGUCCCACCCCCAGACAUCACCUACACCCUGGCACUGCCCACCUCAGACAACGGGACCCUGUCUGCCCUACAGCUGGAAGCCAUCACCUAUGCCUGCCAGCAACACGAGGUCCUGCUGCCCAGUGGGCAGCGUGCCGGUUUCCUGAUUGGGGAUGGGGCCGGCGUGGGCAAGGGCCGCACAGUGGCUGGCAUCAUAGUGGAGAACUACCUACGGGGACGCAAGAAGGCUCUGUGGUUCAGUGCCUCCAAUGACCUCAAGUAUGAUGCAGAGCGGGACCUAAGAGACAUCGAGGCCCCAGGCAUUGCGGUGCAUGCGCUGAGCAAGAUCAAGUACGGUGACAACACUACCUCAGAGGGUGUCCUCUUUGCCACCUACUCUGCCCUGAUUGGAGAAAGCCAGGCGGGUGGGCAGCAUCGCACACGCCUACGCCAGAUCCUGCAGUGGUGUGGUGAAGCCUUCGAUGGUGUGAUUGUGUUUGAUGAGUGUCACAAAGCCAAGAAUGCCAGCUCCACCAAGAUGGGCAAGGCUGUGCUGGACCUGCAGAGCAAGCUGCCCCAGGCUAGGGUGGUGUAUGCCAGUGCCACAGGUGCGUCCGAGCCCCGCAACAUGAUAUACAUGAGCCGCCUGGGCAUCUGGGGCGAGGGCACACCCUUCCGGACCUUCGAGGAGUUCCUGCACGCCAUUGAGAAGAGGGGCGUGGGCGCCAUGGAGAUCGUGGCCAUGGACAUGAAGGUCAGCGGCAUGUACAUCGCGCGCCAGCUCAGUUUCUCGGGGGUCACCUUCCGAAUCGAGGAGAUCCCAUUGUCCCCCGCCUUCGAGCAGGUCUACAACCGGGCAGCCCGGCUGUGGGCUGAGGCCCUGAGCGUGUUCCAGCAGGCAGCCGACUGGAUCGGCCUGGAGUCUCGCAAGUCCCUGUGGGGUCAGUUCUGGUCCGCGCACCAGCGCUUCUUUAAGUACCUGUGCAUUGCGGCGAAGGUGCACCGGCUGGUGGAGCUGGCGCAGCAGGAGCUGGGCAGGGGCAAGUGCGUGGUCAUCGGGCUGCAGUCCACAGGGGAGGCGCGAACCCGAGAGGUGCUGGAUGAGAAUGAGGGUCACCUGGACUGCUUCGUCUCCGCGGCAGAAGGUGUCUUCCUGUCCCUGAUCCAGAAGCACUUCCCUUCCACCAGGAGGAGGCGUGACCGGGGAGGAGGAAAGAGGAAACGGCGGCCACGGGGUCGUGGCCCCAAGGCUUCCAGACUGGCACUGGAGACAGCAGGCGUCAUCCGUAUUAGUGAUGGCAGCAGCACAGAGUCAGAUGCUGGGGAUGCUGGCCUGGACAGCGACUUCAAUUCAUCCCCAGAGUCCCUGGUGGACGACGACGUGGUCAUCGUAGACGCCCCCACAUUGCCCACAGAUGACCGAGGUCCCCUGUACCCACUUCAGAGAGACCUGCAGGGUCCUGGUGUCCUGGACCGGGUAGAACGGCUGAAACAGGGCCUGCUGGCCAAGGUGCGAGCGCUGGGCCGGGAGCUGCCAGUGAACACGUUGGACCAGCUCAUCCACCAGCUAGGGGGCCCCGAGCGCGUGGCUGAGAUGACUGGCAGGAAAGGCCGAGUGAUAUCGAGGCCCGACGGGUCAGUGGUCUUUGAGUCCAGGGCAGAGCAGGGCCUGUCCAUCGACCACGUGAACCUCAGAGAGAAACAGCGCUUCAUGAGCGGCGAGAAGCUCGUGGCCAUUAUCUCUGAGGCCUCCAGCUCUGGCGUCUCCCUCCAAGCCGACCGCCGAGUCCAGAACCAGCGGCGCCGGGUACACAUGACCCUGGAGCUGCCUUGGAGCGCAGACCGCGCCAUUCAGCAGUUUGGCCGCACCCACAGGUCCAACCAGGUCUCCGCGCCCGAGUACGUCUUCCUCAUCUCCGAGCUGGCAGGGGAGCGGAGGUUCGCCUCCAUCGUGGCCAAGCGGCUGGAGAGCCUGGGCGCCCUGACCCACGGAGAUCGCCGCGCCACGGAGUCCCGAGACCUGAGCAAGUACAACUUCGAGAACAAGUACGGCGCCCGUGCGCUCAGCCGUGUCCUUGCUACAAUCAUGGGUCAGACGGACAACAGGGUGCCCCUGCCCCAGGGCUAUCCAGGAGGGGAUGCCGCCUUCUUUCGGGACAUGAAGCAGGGCCUGCUGUCUGUGGGCAUCGGCAGCCGGGAGUCGCGCUCAGGCAGCUUGGAUGUGGAGAAGGACUGCUCCAUCACCAAGUUCUUGAACCGCAUCCUUGGGCUGGAGGUGCACAAGCAGAAUGCUCUGUUCCAGUAUUUCUCCGACACGUUCGACCACCUCAUCGAGAUCGACAAGAAGGAGGGCAGAUACGACAUGGGCAUCCUGGACCUGGCCCCCGGCAUCAACGAGAUCCACGAGGAAAGCCAGCAGGUGUUCCUGGCGCCUGGGCACCCACAGGAUGGGCAGGUGGUCUUCUACAAGCAGAUUAGCGUGGACCGCGGCAUGAAGUGGGAGGAGGCGGUCACUAGGUCGCUGGAGCUGAAAGGCCCCUAUGAUGGCUUCUACCUCUCCUACAAGGUACGAGGCAGCAAGACGAGCUGCCUCCUGGCAGAACAGAACCGCGGCGAGUAUUUCACUGUGUACAAGCCAAACAUCGGCAGGCAGAGCCAGCUGGAGACCCUGGACAGCCUGUGCCGGAAGUUCCACCGGGUCACUGUGGAAGAGGCUCGGGAACACUGGGAGAGCAGCUAUGCCCUGUCACUGGAGCACUGCAGCCACACCACCUGGAACCAGCGCUGCCGACUGGCCCAGGAGGGCAAGUGCUGCGCCCAGGGUCUGCGCCUCCGCCACCACUACAUGCUGUGUGGGGCGCUGCUGCGCGUGUGGGGCCGCAUCGCCGCCGUCAUGGCGGAUGUCAGCAGUAGCAGCUACCUACAGAUCGUGCGCCUCAAGACCAAGGACAAGAAGAAGCAAGUGGGCAUCAAGAUCCCCGAGGGAUGCGUUCACCGCGUACUGCAAGAACUGCAGCUGAUGGAUGCAGAAGUGAAGCGCCGCAGUACCCGUGGGUUGGCGGCGCGCCCACCCACUCCACGCGCCAUUACGCUCCCUUGCGGUCCUGGGGAGGUGCUGGACCUGACCUACAGUCCCCCAGCCGAGGCUUUCCCAGCGCCUCCACGCUUCGCCUUCCCGUCGCUGCCGCCCCCAGACCCCAGCUCUCUGAUGCUGGGUGCCAGAGACCCUGCCACCAACCCUGUGGAGCUGGCGCACCAGGGCUGCGACAUCAACUUCAGGGAAGUGUUGGAAGACAUGCUCCGCUCCUUGCGUGCAGGGCCCACCGAAACCCCUGCGCCUCUGGUGGGUGUGGGUGGCGGAGGCACAGAGCGGCAGAGCGUCAUCCACUUCAGCCCGCCCUUCCCAAACUCUUAGGCUGCUAUUUCAGCCUCUGGAUUACAACUGUACUGGGCAGCGAGGCCUGUGGGCUCCUCUGCAAGCGGAGGUUCCCGUGACUACUGAGGUGUCUGGCCACAGUGCCUUCCCAGCCAGUGUGGAGCGGGGCCUCUGUGUCCCCGCUACAGCCGUGCGCAGCCUAGAAGCCGUGGGGCUUGCUUGUCCCAGAGAGCUGGUAACUCAGGAAAUCGGUGCUCGGGCCCCGCUGGCUAUGGGGGCUCCACGGGGCAGACCCCGUUAAUAUAUGCAAUCCCCUGCCCCUAAAUUAUUGUCACCCGCCCCUCCCCAGCCUGGCUCUGUGGGCAGCUGGCGGACCCUGGUUUCUAUGUAUUUAUAAUGAACCGUGUACAUAUGUAAAGAUCUUUUUUAAAAUAUAUGUGCCUUUCGCUUCUA